Lampris incognitus (smalleye Pacific opah) is the source of this 1029-nucleotide messenger RNA. Its product is annotated as basic salivary proline-rich protein 3-like. Bases 1 to 1029 code for a protein of 342 amino acids. The transcript has a single exon. Lineage: Eukaryota; Metazoa; Chordata; Actinopteri; Lampriformes; Lampridae. The record is from RefSeq and is a predicted model, not a curated record.
AUGCGGGGAAUGCACAGUACCCUACACAGCAGAGCCCACAGCAGAAGGCAGGCGGGAUCAUCAGCUCCUCUCCAGAGUUUCCACCGGAGACUCCCGGUUCACCUCGGCCAGUUGGUCUGCCGCCGGCCUCAGGCGGGGCGAGGGAAGGCCUCCCCUCGCUCCAAACCGCCGGCCUCAGGCGGGGCGAGGGAAGGCCUCCCCUCGCUCCAAACCGCCGGCCUCAGACGGGGCGAGGGAAGGCCUCCCCUCGCUCCAAACCGCCGGCCUCAGGCGGGGCGAGGGAAGGCCUCCCCUCGCUCCAAACCGCCGGCCUCAGACGGGGCGAGGGAAGGCCUCCCCUCGCUCCAAACCGCCGGCCUCAGACGGGGCGAGGGAAGGCCUCCCCUCGCUCCAAACCGCCGGCCUCAGACGGGGCGAGGGAAGGCCUCCCCUCGCUCCAAACCGCCGGCCUCAGACGGGGCGAGGGAAGGCCUCCCCUCGCUCCAAACCGCCGGCCUCAGGCGGGGCGAGGGAAGGCCUCCCCUCGCUCCAAACCGCCGGCCUCAGACGGGGCGAGGGAAGGCCUCCCCUCGCUCCAAACCGCCGGCCUCAGGCGGGGCGAGGGAAGGCCUCCCCUCGCUCCAAACCGCCGGCCUCAGACGGGGCGAGGGAAGGCCUCCCCUCGCUCCAAACCGCCGGCCUCAGGCGGGGCGAGGGAAGGCCUCCCCUCGCUCCAAACCGCCGGCCUCAGGCGGGGCGAGGGAAGGCCUCCCCUCGCUCCAAACCGCCGGCCUCAGGCGGGGCGAGGGAAGGCCUCCCCUCGCUCCAAACCGCCGGCCUCAGACGGGGCGAGGGAAGGCCUCCCCUCGCUCCAAACCGCCGGCCUCAGGCGGGGCGAGGGAAGGCCUCCCCUCGCUCCAAACCGCCGGCCUCAGACGGGGCGAGGGAAGGCCUCCCCUCGCUCCAAACCGCCGGCCUCAGGCGGGGCGAGGGAAGGCCUCCCCUCGCUCCAAACCGCCGGCCAAGUAUAAAAUGUGCCGAGCCAGCUGA